CCCGCCCAACAGCACACGCGUGGCCCAGCUGGACCUUGCCCCAAGUCUGAUGAUAAGGCGCGGCGAAUUCAUGCCAGGGCCCCCCGGCAAUGUCCCUUCCCUCCCCGGAACCGAGCUCAGCUAGCGGGACAGGACGACAAGAAGGUCAGACUUAACAAGUCAGACGUGUCCAAACGGUUGUCAUGGGCUCUGGCAGCUGGGUUUGUAAUCCUAUUUUAGAGAUCUGGAGUUGGAAUGAGACCCAGCCACCUGGACUACAGAUAUUCAGCCCAUGCCUCCUGAAUGCAGUGGUGGCCUGGCUCCCCUCAAUCUACCUGUGGGUCAUUAGCCCUUUCUACUUCCUCUACCUCCACUACAACAACAAGGGCUAUAUUCGGAUGUCAUGCCUCUUCAAAACUAAAAUGGUGCUUGGAUUCAUCUUGAUCAUCCUGUGCUCUUCUAAAAUAAUCUUCACUCUUUGGAAAAUCAAAGGAGGAACUCCACAAGCUCCUGAAUUCCUGAUUAACCCUACUGUAUGGCUCGUCACAAUGAUCCUGGCUCUGUUCCUAAUCCAUUCAGAGAGAAAGACGGGCAUCCAGUCAUCAGGGGUACUCUUCAUUUAUUGGCUGCUCUGCUUCCUCUCUAUGGUGGCCAUAGUCAGUGCCACAGUGUACCAAGUCCAGCAAGGAGGCUUCCCAGAAGAUGCCUUCCGCCACCUCAUAACCUAUUUUUAUUCAGCUCUGAUUGGUGCACAGUUUGUUUUGUCCUUCCUAGCUGACCAACCUCCAUUCUUCUCAAAAAUCCUGCAUGACUCAAACCCAUGUCCUGAAUCUGGGUCCUCGUUUCCUUCCAAAGCCACAUUUUGGUGGUUUUCUAGACUAGUGUGGCAGGGCUACAGGAAGCCCUUAGAGCUGGAUGACCUCUGGUCACUUGGGAAAGAAAAUUCAUCUGAGGAAAUCAUAUCCCAGCUUGAAAGAGAAUGGAAGAAGAUCUGUAACAAAGCCCAACAGACCAAAGAGGAAAUGGGAUUUGAAAGGGGUGGAGGAAACAGAGAUGAAGCAACAUUCCCUCCAGAGACUGAAGCUUUCCUUCAGGGGCACCAGAGUUCUCGACUCCCUUUGCUGAAGGCUAUCUGGAAAGUAUUUAAAGUUACCUUCCUCCUUGGGACUCUCAGCUUAAUCAUCAGCGAUGUCUUCAGGUUUGCUGUCCCAAAGAUCCUAAGCUUUUUUCUAGAGUUCAUCAGCGACCCUGAGGCUCCAGCCUGGAAGGGCUAUUUUUAUGCAGUGCUACUCUUCCUUUCUGCCUGCCUACAAACCCUAUUUGAGCAACGCCACAUGUAUGUGUGCAUGAUCCUGGAGCUAAGACUGAAGACAGCUGUGAUGGGCCUGGUGUAUAGGAAGAUUUUAGGUCUCUCAAGUGCCAUGCGGAAAACUGCUGCAGUGGGAGAGAUCAUCAACCUGGUGUCUGUGGAUAUACAGCGGUUGAUGGAUGCUGUUUUGUAUCUGAAUGGUCUCUGGCUUCCUGUGGUCUGGAUGAUCAUCUGUUUCACAUUCCUUUGGCAGCUCUUAGGUCCAUCUGCUCUGACAGCCAUUGCGGUCUUCCUCAUCCUUCUCCCUUUGAAUUUUGUCAUCACGAAGAAAAGGAGUCAUUUUCAGGAGGAACAGAUGCUGCACAAGGAUCACAGGGGCCAACUGACGGAUUCUAUCCUCAGGAACAUGAAAAUCAUCAAGUUACAUGCCUGGGAAGAAGCUUUUAUGGAGAAGAUAUUAAGCAUCCGAAGAAGAGAACUUCAGGCCUUAAAGAACUCUGGAUUCCUCUUCACAGUGUCUUUGGUGUCCUUCCACUUGUCUACAUUUCUGGUUGCCCUGGUCAUGUUUGCUGUCCAUGCACUGACGGAUGAGAAGCAUGUCCUAGAUGCUGAAAAGGCUUUUGUGGCUCUGGCGAUUAUCAGUAUUCUCAACAGGGCCCAAGCUUUCCUGCCUUUUUCCAUCAAUACCAUCUUCCAGGCUUGGGUUUCCUUGGGACGCCUAGCUGCUUUCCUCCAUCUGGAAGAGGUAGAGCCCAGAAAAAUUAACACAAGCCCCAUGGGGGAAGAAUGCAUCUCUGUCCAAGAUGGCACCUUCACAUGGUCUCAGGAAAGCUCUCCCUGCCUUCAAAGAAUAAACUUGGCUGUGCCACAGGGCUCCUUGUUUGCUGUAAUUGGCUCAGUAGGUUCAGGGAAGUCAUCAUUGCUGGCAGCACUCCUGGGGGAGUUGCCCAAGUUGGAGGGAUAUGUGAAUAUUAAGGGUUCAGUGGCUUAUGUACCCCAAGAAGCCUGGAUCCAGAAUGCUUCAGUGGAAGAGAAUGUGUGCUUUGGACAGAAGCUGGAUAUUCCAUGGUUAGACAGAGUUAUGGAGGCUUGUGCAUUUCAUCCAGACCUUGCAAGUUUUCCUGCUGGAAUCCACACAGAGAUAGGUGAACAGGGAAUUAACCUUUCUGGAGGCCAGAAGCAGAGGCUGAGUCUGGCUCGUGCUGUGUACAAGAAAGCAUCUGUCUACCUACUGGAUGACCCUCUUGCAGCCUUGGAUGUUCAUGUUGGCCAGCAUAUCUUUGACCAUGUCAUUGGGCCAGGUGGACUGCUCCAGGGAAUGACUCGCAUUCUUGUGACCCAUGCAGUUCACAUCCUACCACAGGCCGAUCAUAUCAUUGUGAUGGCAGAUGGAGCAAUUGCUGAAAGUGGCUCCUAUCAAGAGCUUCUACAGAGGAAUGGCCCUUUUGUAGACUUCCUGGGCCAGUCGAAACAGGAAGAGGCCAAUCACAGCCAAGAAAUGAAGUUUUCAGAAGUUAAGAAGAGCUCUGGGAACAUUUCAGAAAGUGGGGCAUCUGCAGGAAAACCAGACAGCAGCUGCAUCCAGAAUUACCGUGAAAAGGGCAGCACAACCUUACAGAGCCAGGCCGAGGGCACCAGGAUGGCAGGACAGCUGACUGAAGGGGACAGAGUACAGUACGGCAGGGUGAAUGCCACUCUGUACCUGGCCUACCUGAGGGCAGUGGGGACACCGAUCUGCCUUUCCGUGGUGUUUUUAUUCCUCUGUCAGCAGGUGGUCUCCUUCUCUCGAGGUUACUGGCUCAGUCUUUGGGCAGAUGAUCCCAUCGUGAACGGGACCCAGCAGCACACAGGACUUCGGGUUGGAGUCUUUGGGCUACUAGGAUGUUUCCAAGCCAUUGGAAGGUUUGGCUCCAUUGCGGUCGUCCUACUUGGGGGAGUUCGAGCGUCUCAACGGCUGUUCCAGGGGCUCCUGCAUGAUGUGGCCCGGUGCCCCAUGACCUUCUUCGAGCAGACACCUAUAGGAAAUUUGCUCAAUCGUUUUUCUAAGGAGACCGAUGCCAUCGAUGCUGUGAUCCCAGACAAGUUCAAGUCCUUCUUGGGCUUCCUGUUUGGACUUUUGGAGGUCACCUUGGUGGUGGUGGUAACUACUCCAUUGGCUGCAGUGGUGGUCCUGCCCCUCAUGGCUCUCUACGUUGGGCUUCAGAACCUGUAUGUUGCCAGUUCAUGCCAGCUGAGGCGCUUGGAGUCAGCUAGCCGCUCACCCAUCUACUCCCACAUCUCAGAGACCUUCCAAGGGAGUGCUGUGAUCCGGGCCUUUGAAGCUCAGGACCAGUUUAUUGCACAGAAUGACUCACGGAUAGAUGAGCACCAGAGAACCAGCUUCCCCAGACUGGUCGCUGACAGGUGGCUGGCAACCAAUAUGGAGCUCCUAGGAAACAUCCUCAUCUUCACUGCCGCUUUCUUCGCUGUGUUCAGCAAGCCCCACCUGAGCCCGGGGAUUGUGGGGUUUUCCGUUUCAAUGGCUCUCCAGGUGACUGAGAUCCUGCACUGGGCAGUGCGCUCCUGGACGGACCUCGAGAAUAACAUUGUCUCCGUGGAGAGGAUGAAGGACUACUCUAGGACCACCAAGGAGGCUCCUUGGACCAUGCCCCAGAAUGGGGUCGGUCACAACUGGCCUGCUAUGGGGCAGAUUGAAUUUCGAGGCUACAGCUUAAGGUAUAGGCCAGAAUUGGCACUGGCUCUGCAGGAUCUGACUUUGAAAAUUCACCCCCAGGAAAAGGUUGGCAUUGUUGGCCGGACAGGAGCAGGGAAAUCAUCCCUCACCAUUAGCCUCUUGAGGCUCAUUGAAGCUGCAGAAGGAGGGAUCUGGAUUGAUGGGGUGAAUAUCUGUCAAGUGGGGCUCCAUGCCCUGAGGUCCAAAAUAACCAUCAUCCCUCAGGACCCAAUCUUGUUUCCUGGCUCUGUGAGAAUGAACCUUGAUCUCUUGGAUGAACAUUCUGAUGAUGAGAUUUGGGGGGCACUAGAGAUGGCUCAGCUUAAGACCUUCAUUUUAGGUCUCCCUGGCCAGCUACAAUAUGAGUGCUCAGACCAAGGAGACAACAUGAGUGUAGGCCAGAAGCAGCUCUUAUGUCUGGCCAGGGCCUUGCUCCGGAAAACCAAAAUCCUUUUCCUGGAUGAAGCCACAGCUGCUGUGGAUCCUCAGAAUGAUCUCCAGAUCCAGGCCAUCCUCAGAGAUCAGUUUGCAGAUUGCACAGUGCUGACCAUUGCCCACCGUCUGCACACAGUGAUGGAUUGCAACAGGAUUCUAGUCAUGGACAAUGGAGCAGUGGCAGAAUUUGGUACCCCGGCCCAGCUGCUGGCUCAGAGGGGACUGUUCUACAGAUUGGCAGAAGAGUCAGGCCUCAUCUAAUCAAGUUCUGCAGAGCCAGCUAUUAAUAUAUCUUCACAAAAGGAACAGAGGGAGCAUCCACCCCCAAUCCAGGAUAGACUCACGCUUGGCCUAAAUUUCAAUGCUUCUGUGAAGUGGGACCAGACUCCUAAGGCAAGAUCUACUCUAAGUGGAUGGAGAGAAAAGGAAUUACCAUCUUUGUUAAUCUUUGGCCAUACGGGCAAAUGGUUCCCUAUAGUUUGGGGCCCAGUGGAUUUUUGUGUCCCAGAGAUUCAGAGAAAUAGCUCUGGGGUUAUUAGUUCAUUUCACUAGAGUGCUGGUUCUUUAAACCCAACUGCACUACCAGAGGACAACUGAAUAGGAAACAGGGCAGGAGUGGGGCCCAGAGGACCAUUAGCCCCUGCCCUACACAGAGUCAAUACCAGCAUCCUGCCCACCCUCCCCUGCUUUAUUUCUACCCCGCCAUAUUGGUGCUGUGAAUCAAGUGCCUGCAGGAUCCCGCCACAUACUUGUUUCAAGGCCUGAGUGAGAAUUUCCUUUCAGAACUCACCACCUCAGAAACCUAAGGCAAGUCAAGCAAAGAGAGCAUGGCAUAGUAGAGAGAAGGCAGACCUUGGAGUCAGGAAGAGAUAGGUUAAAAUUCUACUUCUGACACAUAUUAGUCUAAUGAAUGUUGACAAGUCACUUAGUCUCUUAAUGCCCUAAGUCACAUGUGACUCGACAAUCUGCAUUGUUAUAAUAUACACAUAGACCCCACUUUUAUUUAGUUACAGACAUAUGUUUUCGUCUAUGUGGGGAACUCUCAGUGUCCUCCAAUGUACUCUAUUAACUGCUAUAUCACUAAUAGUCUUCAUGAAUUGAUCAGGGGGUUUGCCCAGCAUCACGUCGCUAGUAUAUGUCAGAAGCAGGAUUCAUAUCCACCUUUUCCUGAAACCAAGGUCUUCCACCUACUAUACCACACCGUGCGUGCCCAUCUUUCUCCUACUGAAAUGCCAAACCACUGAAAGUUUUUGCAGUUGACCCAUACUCAGUUUGUAUAGCCUGUGGCUCAUUGUCAAGGCUGUGGUCUUAUGGACCUAGGUCAACGUUGCACACUUGUUCAUGCAAACUUCUAUUGCCCCAUCCAGGGUUUGGGGGACUUUGGUUCGGAAAAGGAACCUCAGUUUCCAUGCAAGUGCUCAGGAUAACAAAAUAUCAACCACAUCGAACUCUUUUUUUGUUUGUUUGUUUUUUGGUUUUUGUUUUGCGGGGCAAUGGGGGUUAAGUGACUUGCCCAGGGUCACACAGCUAGUAAGUGUCAAGUGUCUGAGGCGGGGUUUGAACUCAGCUACUCCUGAAUCCAGGGCCAGUGCUUUAUCCACUGCGCCACCUAGCUGCCCACCACAUCCAACUCUUAAUACUAGUGUGACCGGGAUCACUUCACAGGGUUUCAUUUUCCUCAUCUACAAAUGAGGUUGGACCAGAUUAUCUCUGAGAUCCUUUUCAGUUUGGGAUAAAUACUUCUAUGCUUAUGAGACACACUUCAUCUGGCCUGUGCUACAGUUUGGCCACCCAUCUGGAAGUGGAUUUGGUGCUUCAGAUGUGGCUAACCUUAAGCUUGAAUGACAGAUAUACAGAGCACUCUGUUCACUAAUAAAAAACAUUCCUGUGUCUUUUCCUGGUGUCAGUAGUAAGUAACCCAUAUAUAUUUUCUACCUCCACAACAUCUGCAUCCAAACCAAAAUUCUUUCUCUACUUAUAUAAUCAUUAUCCUAAUUCAGACCCUCAGUUUUCACCUGGAUUAUUGCAAUAGUCUCUUAAUUUUGUCUCUUUGUGUCUAAACUCUCCCCAUUUCAAUACAGCCUCUACAUCAGUGAUGUUGAACUAAAGUAGAAAUGAGGAACACUUAACCAUACAGAAGGCUCCUGGUGGACCUCAUACUAACUUAGAAAACCACAAAUUAACAUUAUCUGCACUUUACUUUGAGGCAGCUAGGUGGCACAGUGGACAGAGUGCUAGGUCCAGAAUUAUGAAGUCAUCUUUCUCAAUUCAAAUCUGGCCUCAGACACUUACUAACUGUGUGACCUUGGGCAAGGCAAGUAACUUAACUGUUUGCCUCAGCUUUCUCAUCUGUAAAAUGAGCUGGAGAAGGAUAUGG
Molecule: messenger RNA, 6813 nt
Organism: Dromiciops gliroides (monito del monte)
Lineage: Eukaryota; Metazoa; Chordata; Mammalia; Microbiotheria; Microbiotheriidae
Gene: ABCC6
Product: ATP binding cassette subfamily C member 6
Exons: 31
Coding region: 183-4697 (1504 amino acids)
Biological process (GO): transmembrane transport
Cellular component (GO): membrane
Molecular function (GO): ATP hydrolysis activity; ABC-type transporter activity; ATP binding
Source: RefSeq, a predicted model, not a curated record